Molecule: messenger RNA, 4064 nt
Organism: Harmonia axyridis
Lineage: Eukaryota; Metazoa; Arthropoda; Insecta; Coleoptera; Coccinellidae
Gene: vtd
Product: double-strand-break repair protein rad21 homolog
Exons: 12
Coding region: 190-2841 (883 amino acids)
Biological process (GO): synaptonemal complex assembly; replication-born double-strand break repair via sister chromatid exchange; mitotic sister chromatid cohesion
Cellular component (GO): cohesin complex; synaptonemal complex
Molecular function (GO): protein binding; chromatin binding
Source: RefSeq, a predicted model, not a curated record
CCAUCUUAGUUAUAUUUUGGCGUUUGUGAUAUAUGAAUACUAUAUGGAAAUAUUAUUGUAACUCUUUCAAAAAUUUCAAAGUGGGAAUGGAAAAACUGUAUAAUUUACCAUUUUCAAUUCCCGUUACUACCUAAUUAUUGAAAAAACAGGUUUCUGUUUUAGGAGAUUUGAGUGACAACUAACUACAAAAUGUUUUAUGCACACUUCAUAUUAGCCAAAAAAGGCCCUUUGGCCAGAAUUUGGUUGGCUGCACAUUGGGAUAAAAAGUUGACAAGAGCCCAUGUUUUUGAAACAAACAUUGAAAAAUCAGUUGAUGGUAUUUUACAACCAAAAGUAAAAAUGGCCCUAAGAACAUCAGGACACUUGCUUUUGGGAGUGGUUAGAAUAUAUUCUCGGAAAGCUAAAUAUUUACUUCAAGAUUGUAAUGAAGCAUUCGUUAAAAUCAAAAUGGCUUUUCGACCUGGUAUGGUUGAUUUGCCAGAAGGGCAUAGAGAAGCAGCAGUUAAUGCUAUUACACUCCCAGAAGUAUUUCACGAUUUUGAUACUACUAUGCCAGAAUUAAAUGAUGUGGACAUUGAGGCACAAUUUAGUAUGAAUCAGUCUAGGGCUGAGGAGAUAACAAUGCGUGAAGAUUAUGGAAAUAUUGCUCUAGUUACUAAUGACGAUGGUUUUGGUGACAUGGGGUUUGAUACAGAUGCCCCUGAUCUCAUGAGACAUAGUUCUGGUAUGACACCUUCUAUGGAACAGGGUAAUUUAUUAUUCAGUGAUGGACCCUUAGACGGUGUAGGAUUAGAUAAAGACCAAGAACCUAUACCAUCUACAUCUGGAACUCAACAUACUCCUAUGGAAAUUGACACUUCUGUUAGGGAUGAUGGAUUUGGUGGUAAUCUAGAUCAAAAUAUGAUAGGUGGUGGAUUAUUUGAAGGAGGUCUUUUUGAUGACACUCCGAUGGGUGAAGUGCCUCCUGUUGAACCCCCAAUACCUGAAACUUCUAAUACAAUGGCAACAUCACAAGAUAGUGAUGAUGACAUGGAUAAUUUCGGUGGUCCACCAUCUGUAGGAGGUCACAGCACUGAUGAAUCAAGACCAGUUUCACCAAUGGAUCAUGCCCCAGUGGCUCCUUCCCCAACACCAACAGUUAGAUCAAUAAGGUCAAUCCAUCAGGAACCUCAGCCGGUGGAACAACAUGAACCAGAACGAGUGAACACUCCAGUGGAUCAAAAUAACCUGUUGCCAAAUAGCAAUAACGAAGAAGAAAGUUUUGCUUUAGCUCCUGUGGAUGCUUCAGUUCUGAAAGGAUUCACUAAAACAAAACGGAAAAGAAAACUAAUUGUUGAUGAAGUUAAAAACAUAUCAGGCGAAGAGAUGAAAAAUCAAUUAUCAGACACAAGCGACAUUGUAACUACCCUCGAUUUGGCGCCUCCCACCAAAAGACUGAUGCACUGGAAAGAGACUGGUGGAGUGGAGAAACUAUUUGCUCUUCCUGCUAGACCUAUUCCCGCAAGAGCGCUCUUUAAGAAUUACCAGAGACAUCUUACCCUGAAAACUGUCAAUACAGAUGAAUUUGGUGCUAUCCCUUGUGAUGAAUCCUUGCCGUUGGACCAAGUGAGAGAUGCUGAAGAACCGCCUUCAAUAGAGCUGCCUACUCCUGUGAGAAGGGGGCGUAAGAGAAAGAUCCAAGAAGACCAUAAUCAAACUCCUCAUCACCAGUCCCAUUCAGAUAUCAUGACGCCACACCAUUCGAUGAUGCAACCUGAGGAAAUGCUCGCAGCCAUGAUGCCGCCAACGCCUAUGUCCGUACCGACUAUGGCUCCUCCCACACCCAUAGCACUUCCCACCCCUAUGAUCCCACAAUCGCCAAUGCCAAUGGCUCCGCCCACACCUUUACGUCCCCCUACACCGAUGAUGCAGCCACAGACUCCAUUACCUCCACCAUCACCAAUGCAUGUUCCGAUGCCUUCACCAUCGCCAAUGAUGGAUCAAAUGCCAGGUACGCCUAUGAUGUCCCACAUGCAACCCCAGCAGAUGUCGCCACACCUUCAACAGUGUAUGCCAAGUCACCUGCAACAAAUGCAGAUGCCUCCAGGCACACCGCAUAUGAUGCACCACCAGCCCGAAGAUUUGCAUAUGCCCAGUACGUCCAUGUAUCAUCCCCAGACACCAGGUUACCAUAACACCUCGGCACCGCCCACACCUUUACACCAUAUGGAAGAGAUGCCUCAGCUACAUGCAGAUCAGGUCAAGUCAAUACUUCAAGAACAAGAGCACAUGGGAGGUAUGGUACCUUCGAUGACUCCACACGCCACAACAGAAGAUCUGCUUGCUCACGGUAUCGGUGGGGCCACUCCCCACCACAGCGGCAUAGAACCAAGUUUACCCUUGGAACAGUUGGAGAAUUUGCAUGACCACCUGCCUUCGAUGGAAAAUAUGGGCUACGACCAGAGUCAAAUGGCGAAUAUGGGUUACGACGAUCAGUUGCCCCAACAUCCGGGUAAUAUGUCGGAGAGGGCACAUUCGCCCUGGCAGGGAGAUUUUGAUUUCCCACAUUCGGCUGGUCCUGCUGAAGAGCAACAACAAGAUGAAACAGAUGAGCAGUUCGAGGAACGAGUACUGAAUAAGAGAGCCUAUCAGAUGUUCAAUGUAGUGAAGGGAAAAUUGGAAAAUACGGACAGAAUAACCUUGACAGAAAUGUGCUACAGGAACAACAAGAAACAGGCUGCCCAGAAGUUCUACAGUUUGCUGGUGCUCAAGAAAUUCCAUGUUUUGGAGCUGGAACAAGCAGAUGCAUAUGACGAGAUUUUCGUGUCUAAGGGAAAGAAAUUCUGCGAUCCUAUGAUGUAAAUUUUAGACGGAGGAAGGAAGGGCAAAUCAAAUAAUGUAUGUAUUUUUAUUGUACAAUGCCUUCAAAUGUUUAAUAUAUUUUCAGAAAUUAAGGUAGAUAGAAAGAGAGAAAUAUUGUACAUACAAUUUUUUUAUCGACAAAAUUAUUAAGGGAUCAAUCAUAUUGGUUUUAUGCACCAAAGUUUCUUAUUUCAUAUUAUUAUUUUAUCAUUUAUAUUGAAGAUGAAUGCUUGUUUGAUAAGAUUUACUAUCUCCAUUACUUUUGAUGGACUGUUUUAUUUUUGUUUGUUUUUUUUUUUUUUUCAUUGAUAUACACCAGUUUAUUCAUCAUUUUAAUGUUAACUGUAAGUAGUUUCUUUUAUUUUUACACUACACUAAUAAUCUAAGAGGCAAGGUCAGGAAACCAUGGACGAUUUCUGUUAGGAAUUAAAUUUUAUAUUUUCCUAAAUUAUAAAAUGAAUGAAGUUAUUUGGUCCUAAAAUUAAAAUAUUAAUUAUAUCAGAAUUUUUAUCUUUUAAUGGAAUCUUUCAAUAUUUAGAUGUUGAGUUCAAAUAUAUAUAUAGUUGAAGUUUUAUAUUUAUUUCUGUUGAAUUUUCAAUAACUUUCAAAAAUUUUCCAUUGGAUGAUAAGAAAGAUAUUUUAUUUUUCCUCUUGAAUUCAGAAUUUUAUUUAAUCUGACUUCAACUUGAAAAAAUAUUUGUGAAUAAGAAAAUAUUUUUGUGGAAUUUCUUUAAUUAAAAAAAUACCAUUUUUAUUUUAGAACUGAAAUUUCUCAUUGUAUUCAGAAUUUCAUCUGUUAUGAACAAGUGAUAUAUGUUUUGAUAAUGUAUUCAUUUUAUUCAGAAAACUGAGAAAUCUUUCAUGGUUUUCAAUUUUUUUUUAGUAUUAAGUAUCAAAAGUAAUAGAGAUUAUUUUGUGUGAUCACACUGUGUCAGAAGUUUUGAAAUUGAGAUUUCUUGUAAAUUACAUCUGUUAAUUUCCUAAAAGUUGGAAUGAAGUUUUGUAAAGUAACAUUACUGGAAAAAUAGGAAAAUUGAUCUUUGUAAAUUAUUUCGAUUAGAUUAUAGGUUCUUAGGUAGUAAGGUGAUCAUUGAAGAUAUAUUUAAUAUUAUUGUUAUUAUGUUAUAGUAAAUGUUUAUAACAACAAAUAUUCAACAGUUUUUUGUUGUUUAUUCUGUAUUUGAAAUCAAUGGUUAUUAAUAAAGGUCAAUUUUUGAAGUAUA